This is a messenger RNA of Malassezia japonica, 315 nucleotides long. RefSeq names its product Cytochrome c oxidase assembly protein cox19 (gene COX19). Bases 1 to 315 code for a protein of 104 amino acids. The transcript is spliced from 3 exons. Gene Ontology annotation, biological process: mitochondrial respiratory chain complex IV assembly. The record is from RefSeq and is a predicted model, not a curated record. Gene Ontology annotation, cellular component: mitochondrial intermembrane space. Lineage: Eukaryota; Fungi; Basidiomycota; Malasseziomycetes; Malasseziales; Malasseziaceae.
AUGUCGUUUGGACGCCCCCCGACCUUUUCUUCGUUUCAGGUGCUGCCGCCGGAGCGCGGCUCGUUUCCGCUCGACCACUAUGGCGAUUGCACGGCGCCGAUGCGCGAGUACAUGCAGUGCCUUAAGGCUAACAAGAACAACAACGGCGCCUGCCGGCACCUGAGCAAGGCGUACCUGCAGUGCCGAAUGGACAACGAGCUGAUGGACCGCGACGACAUGGAAAACCUCGGAUUCGCCGACGUGCGCGACGGCGCAGCGUCGGGCACAGCGCCGGCACAGGGCGCGCCACCGGAGCCGAAAGGACGCAUGCUGUAA